AUGGGUCGUCAAAUCAUCUCUGGUGGCUGUCACCCGACGAAGUGGAAAAACAACAAUUUUAUGACUCUUCGACGGUUGUCAUCCGAUGGAGAGGAGCUAGAUGGAGGUGGGGCGCGUGUCAAGGAGCUUCAUCCUCAAAUGCACGUAGCAAGAGGAGGCUCUUCAUCGCAUCCAGUAUGCUCUUAGGAGGUUGCGACUCAUCUCCUAGCAGAUCAUCCUCUUCCCGAUGACAGCUUAUUCGUUGAUCAAUUAGAGAUACUUUACUCAAUGGAUUCGUGAUUUUUUUAUCACAAAUCGUUCAGCAAUUUUAGUAACAAUGCUCCGUGAAUCACGUUGACAAGAUUAUCACCGAUGAUCUAGCGAUUCUAGUUGCUUAAUCCUUCACCGGUGAUCUGCAAGAAAGUCGCAAUAAUUAGAUAAAAAAAUAUAAAUUUUGGUUCUAAGAGGAUUCGAAUCCGCGUCGGUUGCCCCCUGCCCGCCUUCUGAGGAAGGUGACUGGGUUUAGUCCCACAUUAGUUGUGUGCCAAAUUUUUUGGUGAAUAUAUAGUAAUGUUAGAUUUAUAAGUAAGUCCAUUCUCUCGCAUGUACGACCACUCCUUGCCGCACAGCUGGCUGGCCACUGGUGACGUGGAAAGGGAGUGGCGCACACGUGCCUCUAUCGGUCCAAGCCGCUCGAGCCCCUACUCGCGGCUACUCCCCCACUAUGCUUCCGACCCACUCGCAGGCCCGACUGGUCGACAGAUCCCCCCAUUUUACAAUAUUUUUAUUUUUAUUUCUUUUUCUUCAUUUAUCUCAAAAGUAAGACUACAAAAAAUCAUAUAAAUUCGUAUAAAAUCACAUAGUUACCCAAAAGUUCAUGUUAAUCAAUUGAAAACCAAUUUUCACACUUUAACACAAAUAUAAGUCUAUUUAUCAUGAGUUAAGGCUAAAACUAUAUUAUUUAUUAAUUAUUAACUCAUGAUAAUGAAGACUUAUCAGAGCUCAAAGGAAGAUAAUUCUAUGCUUGAGACUUGAAGAGAUGACUACUUCUCCCAAAUGAAGACUUCACCUAAUGACGAUUCUAGACACAUGAGUAGGAUCAUGUUAAUGCUAGAUUUAUUUGUUUUAAUUAGUUUUAUUAUUUGAUUUUAUUUUGUUAACUUAUAGAAUAAAUAAAGGAUAUAUUGUUAAUUAAAAAGUCUAAAGUUAGAAUACUUAGCAUAAUUUUUUAUUAUUAAAAUAAAAAUAAUAAAUAUAAAAAAAUUCCACUCAUUGGCAAGCCAACACUCAGCAACUGACCCAAAGGGAGGAUAGUGGUCAAACGGGUAGACCUAGAUUGGGGGAGGCACGAGCUAAGGUCAAGUGACGAAGGCCUCGCUCCAUGCACAUGUGUCACUCCCCUUCCAUGUCUCGGUGGCCAAUUGACCAUGGGGCAAGGAGUGCACAUACACAUGUGAGCGCAUGAAGGCAGACCACCUUAUUUUAGGAGAAGGGAUCUCUACUAAGAGAUUGUAGCUUUAGUUUAUAUUCAGCAUAUGUCCCAAAAUAUUUCUGAUGUGGGACUAAACAUUUUCAUCUGUUAUAGCAUAGCCAUUUGGAGCAUGGUGUCAUCUAGUGGUACAUAGAGAGCCAUGUCAUCAGAUUAGUUAGAUCCUAUGGCUAGCAAACCGCCAUAAUACCAGCUGUGUAAAGUGAUCCAUUGGUGCUUCGCAAAUCCAAUGCCGCUCAGCAUGCACGUGGCCUUAAAGGUUGAUCUGAUAGCUAUAGAGGUGCCAUGGUAACAGAACUUAAGUUCCCAAUUAGCAAUGGUUCGCAGCAGGUUGAUCCUACAUGCAUGUGGUCAAGCUCAUCUAAUCUUGCGGCUCACAGAGCACUAUUAUAUUAGGAACUUAUGUUUUCACACAUAUCACCAUUGGGAAUAUAAAGAUAAUAAUCAAUUAUUAUCUGGUAAAAUAAACAUUAUCGAUUAUCUUCAAAAUUCCGAUGGUAGUCACGAAUAUGACAAUCCGUUUUUCCUUCCUUUUGUGCAAUCGAUGUCUUCAACAAUGACCAAACUUCUUCCUUCCUUCCCCAACUGCACUCAAGGACUUUGAUGAGUGGUCAGCUCUUCCUUUCUCCCCUCACACGAUGAUGAUAGUGUGGCCGACCUUGAUAAGUCUUCAUUAUCAUGAGUUAAUAAUUAGUAAAUAAUAUAGUUUUAGCCUUAACUCAUGAUAAAUUGGCUUAUAUUUGUGUUAAAGUGUGAAAAGUGGUUUUCAAUUGAUUAACAUGAAUUUUUUGAUAAUUACGUAAUUUUAUACAAAUUUAUAUGAUUUUUAUAAUCUUACUCUUGAGAUAAAUGAAGAAAAAGAAAUAAAAAUAAAAAUAAAACAAAAUAGAGAGGGGACCCGCAAGCGGGUCGAAAGUGCAGUCGAGGAGUAGCCACGAGCAAGGGCUCGAGCAGCUUAGACCAAAUAGGGGCAGAUGUGCGUCACUCCCCUUCCAUGUCACUGGUGGCCAGCCGGUUGUGGGGCAAAGAGUGAUCGUACAUGCGCGAGAAAGGGACUUGAUUGAAAAUGUAAUAUUAUUAUAUAUUUGCAAGAAACAUUGGUGCACAAGCAAUGUGGGACUAAACCCGCGUCACACCUUCCCAAGAAAGGGGUGGGCAAUUGGCACAUGUUCAAAUCCUCCUAAAACAAAAACUCAUAUUUUUUUAUCUAAUUAUCGUGACUUUCUUGCAUAUCGUCGAUGAAGGAUUAAACAUUCAGAAUUGCUAGAUCAUUGGCGAAAAUUUCGUCAACAUGAUUCGUGGAGCAUUAUUACUAAAAUUUAUGAAUGAGUCGUGAUAAAAGGAUCACGAAUUCAUCGAGUAAAGCAUCUCCGAUUGAUCGAUGAACAAGUCGUCGUCCGGAAGAGGACGAUCUUUCAAGAGACGAGUCACCACAUCCUAAGAGCAUACUAGAUGUGAUGAAGAGCCUCCUCUGGCUAUGCAAACUUGAGGAUGAAGCUCCCUGACAUGCACCCCACCUCCAUCCAACUCUUCUUCAUUGGGUGACAACUGCCGAAAAGCUGCAAAGUCACAAUUUUUUUGCUCCGCUAGGUGACAACUGCCGGAGACGAUUCGACAACCUAUUUCAUUCAUUUCUAGACUUUGCAAGGAGAUCUAGAGAUUGCCCACAUCAUCCUUGUCUAAGGAGAGCCCUCGAGGCCAUGGGCACUAAACGACGAUCCUUCCGAACACUCAAGAUUCCAGUGCAUUGCCGACGCAUCGCCACAGCGACGCCAAAACUUUGUUUUCUUACUUUCAACUUAAUUUUUACUUCAUUUAGUGAUAAUUUAUGUGAUUUAAAUUUAUCAAAAUAUUCUUCAUUCAAUUAUAAUUCUUUUGACUUUUACAAAUCUUAAUUUGAUCAAUUAAAUCGUCUAUAAUCGCUUAUGUAAGAAUCAUUGGGCAAAACUUUGUUUCUGCUUGAUUCACGUUCGCUGGGUGCUGACAUCAUCCUGACAUCUGCAUCUUGACAUCACCCUUAUUUUAAGAAUUUUAAAAUAUAUAGUUUUUUUUAUUUUUUAAUCUAAAAUAAAAAACAUAUUCUUUGAGAAAAAUUUUGAAAUAUUAUCCAACAUUAUAUUACCUCUCUAUAAUUGACUUGAAAAAUUAUCAUAUUUUUAAACUUUUAUUAAAUUUUAAGUGAUAUAGUUAAUUAGAAAUAUUUGUAAAUAUCUAAAAAUUUGUAUUUUCUAGUUUUAUAAAUUUUAAAUAUGUGUGAUUUACUAUACAAUGGAUAAGUCACAUCAAAUUUUCUAUGCAUACCCUCCAUCUUGUGGUUGGUCUUGUUUGAAAUUCCUCACCCUGGUCAUUCUUCUACAUCAUAAUUUCAAAUUUUUUAGGUACAACAUGAAUAUGGCUCACCCAAGGGCUGUCAAAAAUAGUGUAAAUGAAACCUGCAUUCAACCACUUAAUAAUUUCAUUUUUAACCACUUCAAAGAUAUGAGGAUUAAGGUGUCUCUAGGCUUCCCUAGUUGGCUUAAUAUUCUCAUCAAUAAAAAUUUUGUGCUCACAUAUAUCUUUACUAAUCCCAUGAAUAUCAUCAAUAGAUCAGCCGAUUGCAAAUUUAUGUAAUUUAAGAAUUUUUAACAAAGCCAUUUCUUGAUCGAAAGAUAAAUGAGAUGAAAUGAUGACAAGAUAAGUUCUAUGAGGACCUAAGAAUGCAUAUUUGAGAGAGCUAGGUAAAGGUUUUGAGUUUGAAUCUAGAAGUAUAGAGAUAAAGUAGAGAAUCAACAUUUAAAUCAUGUAUGUCCUUUACCUCUUCAUGAGGAGUAAUUAAAUUCCAAAGGGCUGAAUGCCUCUCAAAUUCUUCUUCAUCAAUGAAAUCACACACACAUAUUCUCACUAGCAUUUUCAAGAAAUUUUAGAAGCUUAGAAAUUUGAAUUUCAAUCUUCUCCUUACCCACUUUGAAUUCUACUGUCCCCUUGCCCUAAUUAGUAGUGGCUUGGACUGUAGCUAAGAAAGGUCUCCCUAAAAUUAUGGGCGCUUGGCUCAAAUUUUCUAUAACCUUCAUAUCAGCUACGAGGAAGUCAAUAAGAAAACAACUUUCUACUUUCACAAUCACAUCUUCUAGCCUCCCAUAUGGUUGUCUAAUGGACCCAUCUACAAACUAAAACAAAUAGGCUCCAAUUCUCCAAACUUAAAUUUGUCAUCAAUAACCUUUGACAUGAUAUUGACACUAGCUCUUGUAUCUAAAAGGGAUUUACUAAAAAUUAUACUCCAAAUUUCACAUGUAAUUAGUGUGGCUCCUAGAUCUCUUUUCUUCUUAGAAAUUUGAUUCAAUAAUAUAGAACUAAUGCAUUGAGAUAAUUCAAUUCUCUUCUAUUUUUUAGAUGGAGUACAAAGAUUUUUUAAAAACUUAGAAUAAGGAAUAUUCUAAAUAGCAUCAAUUAAAAGAAUAGUGAUGAUCACUUCAAAAAUUUUAAGUGACUAUCACUAGGAGGAACUCUUGAUGAUUUUAAAGCUUGAGGAUAUGGAAUAGGGGGCACAUAAUUUUUUGAAUUAGGUUUUUAAUGAAUUCGGUUUUUUGUAGGUUCUACUAGGUCAUCUACUCUAUCAUCCUCCUCAACCUCAAGUUCUACUAAAGUUUUCUACUCAUAUGGAUCAAGUAACUCCUUUUCACUUUUCAACAUUAAAAUGACAAUUAUAUAUCUAUUCUAAUCACUAAAUUUAGCAAUUGAAACAUCAUCAUAUGAUAGAUUGACAUGACUUAGUCAUUGUAUAGUAAAUCACAUAAAUUUCAAAAAUUUCAAAACUAAAUAAUAUUAAUUUUCAGAUAUUUAGAAGUAUUUCUCAACAAAUAUAUCAAUUAUAAUUCAAUAAAACUUCUAAAAAUAGUGGUAAUUUUCUAGGUCAAUAUCAAGUAAUUUUUUUGAACUUUUCUCAAAGAAUAUAAUUUUUUAUGAAUUUAAUACUAAGAAAUGAAAAAAAAAUAUAUUUAAAAUUUAUGAAAAAGAAAAAUAAGGGUGCAGAUGUCAAGAUGACGUCAACGCCUGACGAAUGUGAAUUGGACAAAAAAAGAGUUUUGCCUGCCUGAUGAUUCUUACGUAAAUGAUUAUAGACAAUUUAAUUGAUCAAAUUAAGAUUUAUAAAAGUUAGAAGAAUUGUAAUUAAAUGAAGUAUAACUUGGUAAAUUUAAAUCACACAGUUUAUCAUUAAAUGAAGUAAAAAUUAAGGCUAAAGUAAGAAAAUAAAGUUAUGGUGUCACGACAGUAAUGCAUUAGUCAUCGAAAAUUCUAAUUAUUUAAGAGAAUUGUUAUGCAAUGUCUACGGCCUCGAAGGCUCUCCUUUAACAAGGACGACAUGAGUAAUCUGAAGAUCUUCUUGCGAAGUCUAGAGAUCAAUGAAAUGGGUUGUCGAAUCAUCUCUAGUGACUGUCACUCGGUGGAGUGGAAAAAUGAUGACUUUGCAGCUCUUUGGCAGCUUUCACCCGACAAAGAGGAAUUGGAUGGAAGUGGGGCCCAUGUUAGGGAGCUUCAUCCUCAGGUUUGCACAACAAGAGGAGGCUUUCAUCACAUCUAGUACACUCUGAGGAGGUGGCGACACGUCUCUUAGUGGAUCGUCCUCUUCUUGACAAUGGCUUGUUUGUCGACCAAUUAAAGAUGAUUUACUCAAUUGAUUAGCGAUCCUUUUAUGAUGAAUCAUUCAACAUUUUAGUAACAAUGCUCCGCGAAUUAUGUUGACAAGAUUUUCAUCGAUGAUCAAGCGAUUUUGGUGACUUAAUCCUUCAUUGGUGAUCUACAAGAAAGUUGUGAUAAUUAGAUAAAAAUAUGAGUUUUGGCUUUGAGAGGAUUUGAACCCACAUCAAUUGCUUGCUUGCAUGAGAGAUAUUGAAAUAAGUACUCUAAUGUUUUGAUCAAGUGACAUCAUCAUAGUAUAUCUUUGUUACAACUAAGGGGUAGUUUAGGUAUUAAAAUCUUCAAAGCCUUUCAAGGAAGGCGUGACGCGAGUUUAGUCCCACAUUGCUUGUGCAUCAAAGUUUUCGAUGAAUAUAGAGUAAUAUCACAUUUGCAAGUAAUGAGUCCAUUUCUCUUGUGUGUAUGGCCACUCCUUGCCCCAUAGCCGACUGACGUGACUCAGUCGUUGUAUAUCACGCAAAUAUAAAAUUUAUAAAACUAGAAAAUAUGAAUUUUCGGAUAUUUAGAAGUAUUUCUAAAUAAAUAUAUCAAUUAUAAUUCAAUAAAACUUCCAAAAAUAGCGAUAAUUUUCUAAGUCGAUCACAGAAGUGUAAUAUAAUAUCUGGUAAUUAUUCAGAAUUUUUCUUAAUGAAUACAAUUUUCUAUGAAUUUUACACUAGGAAAUAAAAAGGAAAUAUAUUUAAAAUUCACGAAAAAGGGAAAUAAAGGUGCAGAUGUCGGGAUGACGUCAGUGCCCAGCGAAUGCGAAUUGGGUGGAAAUAGAGUUCCGCCUGACAAUUCUUGCGUAAGUGAUUAUAGAUGAUUUAAUUAAUCAAAUUAAGAUCUGUAAAAGCCGGAAAAAUCGUAAUAGACCAAAGUAUACUUUGGUAACUUAAAAACACAAAAAUUAUCACUAAAUGAAGCGUAAAGUAAAUUAAAAGCAGGAAAACAGAGUUCUGGCGUCGCGACGACGAUGCGUUGGUGAUGCACUAGAAUCCUAAGUGUUCGGGAGGAUCAUUGUGCAGUGUCCACGACCUCGAAGGCUCUCCUUGGACAAAGACGACGUGGGCAAUCUCUAGAUCUUCUCGCAAAGUCUAGAGAUCAAUGAAGUGGGUCGUCAAAUCGUCUCUGGCUGCUGUCACCCGGCAGAACGGAAAAACGGUGACUUUGCGACUCUCCGAUGGCUGUCACCUGACGGAGAGGAGCUAGAUGGAGGUGGGGUGCGUGUUAGGGAGCUUCAUCCUCAGGUCCGCGCAGCAAGAGGAGGCUCUUCAUCGCAACUAG
Molecule: messenger RNA, 7405 nt
Organism: Spirodela intermedia
Lineage: Eukaryota; Viridiplantae; Streptophyta; Magnoliopsida; Alismatales; Araceae
Source: the annotation of a GenBank genome assembly